Molecule: messenger RNA, 1977 nt
Organism: Aspergillus brunneoviolaceus CBS 621.78
Lineage: Eukaryota; Fungi; Ascomycota; Eurotiomycetes; Eurotiales; Aspergillaceae
Product: MFS transporter
Exons: 2
Coding region: 301-1938 (545 amino acids)
Biological process (GO): transmembrane transport
Molecular function (GO): transmembrane transporter activity
Source: RefSeq, a predicted model, not a curated record
UUUUUUCCCCUGCUGCUCUGCCUGGCGGGUAAAGUGGCCCCUCGUUCAAACAAGGUUCCUUUUGUAUAUAGCAUUGGCCAGAGCCCGUGGCAAGGGUCAUCUGGGCACCUUGUUCGUCUUCAAUAAAAAUCGUCAUAGAACUCUCGUCUUCGAGGUGUUGACACAAUAUCACUCUCACGCCUACCCACAGUUUCAUCAACUCUCCACUCUUAUCCCCCUGUCCGGUGGUAGCCCUAAGUCGGGAUAGAAUCGCAAGUCACCCACCGUUCGCUGCUCCCACGCGAGCCACAGUCGCCCGAGAUGAGCGCUCCUCAUAGUAGCAGUGCUCCGGAGAUCGAUUCAAAGGUCGAGCAGAUCAACGAGGCACCCCUUCAAUCGUCCGAUUCCACCCUUAGAUCUGCAUCGAUCGCGGCGACCGGAGAUCACGAGAAGGAGAUUGACCACGCUUUCGACAAGGAUUUGGAACGCAAUGGAUCAGACUCGGACGCCAACAUCCCCGAAGAACAGCUGGAGAAAGCUGAAGAGAAGCAAAGAGAUCCUAACCUCGUCGAAUGGGAUGGGCCCAACGACCCUGAAAACCCACACAACAUGAAUUACUGGAGGAAAUGGGUGAUCACCAUGUCGAUGGCCUUCAUGACGAUGUGGAUCACCUUUGCCAGUAGUGUCUUCUCAACGGCAACCAUUGUGACGGCCGAAGAGUUUCACGUGUCAACCGAAGUCAUGAUUCUGGGUACGAGUUUGGUGGUCUUCGGCUUCGCCGUCGGCCCAUUGAUGUGGUCUCCUCUUUCGGAGCUCUAUGGUCGCCGGAUUCCUCUGUUCUCUGGCUAUCUCAUGUUCGCCAUCUUCCAGAUCCCGGUCGCCGUGGCCAAGAACGUUGAGACCAUUCUGGUUUGUCGGUUCAUCAUCGGAAUGUUCGGUUGCUCCCCCCUCGCUGUUGUUGGCGGUGCAUUGGCCGAUUUCUGGGAUCCUGUUGACCGUGCAAUCGCUAUCUCCCUGUUUGCAUCGGCCACAUUCGUUGGACCUGUGCUUGGUCCUAUUGUCGGUGGCUUCCUUACCGAUUCCAGCCUCGGCUGGCGAUGGACCGCCUGGAUCACCCUGAUCGCCUCGGCGGCUUUCGGACUUCUGGCUUUCUUUAUUGUCCCCGAAACAUAUGCUCCCGUCCUCUUGCAACGCAGAGCAGCCCGCCUUCGCAAGGAGACUGGUAACACUGAGCUAUACGCGCUGCUGGACAAGAGCCGCCCCACAAUGAAGGACAUCGCUUCCAAGUAUCUGCUGCGGCCGGUGCUGAUGCUGUUCCUCGAGCCGAUCCUGCUUGCCAUCACCCUAUAUCUGGCUUUGGUUUAUGGAAUUCUCUACCUGUUCUUCGAAGCUUACCCGGUGUCCUUCCAGGAGGUGCGUGGCUGGACGAACGAAGGUAUCGCGGGACUCCCGUUCAUUGGAAUCCUGAUCGGAGUGAUCUGUGGUGUGGCUUUGAUUGUCUGGCAGACCAAGACACGGUUCGCCCGCAAGCUGGCCAAGCAUGGGCGCGUAACCCCGGAAGAACGACUGCCUCCUAUGAUGAUCGCCUCCGUUCUCUUGCCGGUGGGUCUGUUCUGGUUCGGCUGGAGUUCGCACCCGAGCACCUCCUGGGUUGCCCAAGUUUUCGCCGGCAUCCCCAUCGGGAUGGGCAUUUUGGUUAUCUUCAUGCAGGGUCUCAACUACAUCAUCGAUGUGUACCUGAUGUUUGCCAACUCGGCCAUUGCUGCCAACACCCUCGUCCGCAGCAGUCUGGGCGGUGCCUUCCCCUUGUUCGCCACGCAGAUGUACAACAAGUUGGGUGUGGACUGGGCUUCCAGCUUGCUUGGCUUCAUCACCUUGGCCAUGAUCCCCAUUCCGGUCCUUUUCUUCUUCUAUGGCAAGAAGCUGCGGGCCAUGAGCAAGUUCAGUCCUAAGCUGUGAACCCACACUAUCGACCUCCACGGACGAUGAGCCUCUUCU